UUGGCAAAAAACAAAAUGGAGGCGUAUAAUAUUUUUGUUUGGCAUAGAAUAUAAAAAAUUCGUACUUGUGUGUGCACGAAGAGGCGUAAACAAACGCCGUAAAAGCGGUCAAAAGAGGCAGUGCGAGCGGUUUUUGGCAACAGAUCGGGAUCCGCUGGAAGGGACCCAAGGGAAGGCCAACGGAACCGGAGGAGUUCCAUAUUCGCCACUUUUUGUUGUUAGGGCGCUUCCAAGGCGGGCAGCUUCCCCCUUUCCCGGGAAUAAGCCCUUAUUGGAUUGGACUGGAAAGAGGCAGAGUGCGAGGAAGAGAAGGAGGAAGAGGAAGUGGAAGAGGAGGGGUAGGUUCAGGAGGUGGGCACAAAGAGGACGCCGCGAUGGCCACCACCCAGCAAUAUUCGCUGCGGUGGAACAACUACCUGCGCCACCUCACCUACUCCCUGGACAACCACCGGCUGAACGAUGACUUCGUGGACGUCAGCCUCUGCGUGGACGGACGCAGGAUCAAGGCCCACAAGGUGGUGCUCUCGUCCUGCUCGUCGUAUUUCAAGGAGAUCUUCAAGGAGAACCCCCAUCCGCACCCAGUCAUUAUCUUUAAGUUCAUCAAGUUUGAGGAUCUCAACUCGAUCAUCGAGUUCAUGUACCAGGGCGAAGUCAAUGUGCAGCAGGAGGCGCUGCAAUCCUUCCUGCAGACCGCCGAGCUGCUGGCCGUCCAAGGACUCACCGCCGAAGAGAAGGAGAAGCCGCAGAUGCCGGUGGCGCCGCUGAUCAGCGAGCACAAGCUGAUCAAGACCAUACCGAGCACCAUUCGCGCGGUCAACGAGCAGCAGCAGCAGCAGCAGGUGGCCAAUGUGGCCCAGGCGCAGACAGCCACACAAACCAUCGAAAUACCUACGGCCACGUUGCUGCAGGCAACCACCACCAGCCAAGUGCAAUCGCAGGUGGUUGCAGCCGCACAGCAGCUGCAGGUCCAGCAGCAACAGCAGCAUCACCAUGUACAAACCACCCAGAUCCAGCACAUCCAAGUGCAAUCUGCACCGCCCCCGCAGCAGCAGCAGCAGCAACAGCAACAGCAGCAGCAGCAGCAGUCCCAACAGCAACAGACAACGCCUGUGCAGACGCAACACCUGACCAUCACCAAUGCGGUAGCCCUGCCGGCGGCGAGUUCGGUCAAGAAGCGCAAGAUCACCUUCUCCGACGAUGAUGACAACAUUUACACCACCGAAACCGUUGACUAUGCCGUCAAGGAUGAGCAGACCAUAGUGAAAACGGCCGAGAUGACUUUCCUGCGCGGCGCCGUCAAGAUGGACAUACCCGACUAUAUCGUGGGCGAGGUGGAUGACCGCCUGUCGGAUGGAGCCACGCCCCAAACGUCGCAGGAUGCCACCAACGCAGCGGCCCAGAAUGUUGCCCAGUACUCCUCAGAGUACGAGAUACUCACCGAGUCCGAAAUGGAGGAGAAGUACCAGGCGGAUGCGGACAACGCCGAGAUUGCCAUUGAGAUGACCCGAUUGCUGACCAACGCCGGCGGAACGGCGGGAGCGAAUUCCGGCCAGGUGAUGGAGGAUACGGGUGGCGGUGGAGCCACCACUGGUCCCUCGACUACGGUGUCUGUGACGCCGGUCAAAUCGGACAGCAAGGCCAGCGGAACAAUCGAUUCGCCCAAUAAUAAGUGGACAGAAUGUCAGUUUUGCAAAAUGGUUAUAACCACGGUUAAUCUUUGGAGACAUAUUCGCACCCAACAUACCCCACAACCGCCGCGCAAGUGCGACCUGUGCAAUAAGAAUUUCAAGAAUAAGUACAGCCUGCGGGAGCACAUACGCAUCUCGCACGAGCAGAAGGUGGCCAUCAAGACGGAGAACUGAUGCGUGCUCAUCAGCCUGGGCCGUCUGCGAGCCGUGUCUGGAUCGGGAUCGAUAGGAUAUAUGGUUCAGGGAGGAGAGAGAUAUAGUUAAUUACGUCCAGCUUAGCGAGAAGCCAACCAACCAACCAGCCAGCCAAUCCCUUCCCCGUGUUCCCAUGAAACCCCCCAACCCCAAACAAAACAAACUAGCCAAAAUUGUCAACUCAUAUGCAAAGCAGUUAGAAGUACGUAGAGUUACACUCAGCGUACUCAUUGGGCACUCAAAUAGCCCUCGAUGUUUAGCCCCUAUAUAGUUAUAUAGUAUUAUAUAUAACCCCAAUGGUAGCCACUAAGUCAAAUCAGUCAGUCAGUCGGAGAGCGGAGCUGGUAAUCCCGUCGUUGACCAAGCCAUGUCAUGUGUCCACGUAAUACGUACAUGUACCCACUUGUAUUUUAGUCCACAAUUUGCUUUAGAUACUUCCUUAUUAUAUAGAUGGCAAAGUACAAGCCCUCAAAAACCCAUUGACACAACCAUUAUGUAUAUAAAUACACACAACCGAAACACACAGGAAGCUUUAGAGAUUGGAAGGCACUUUGGGUGCUUAAUUGCUCAGAUAGAGUGAUACUAUAUAGAUCAGAAACCGAUCACAAGUUAUCAUGUUGUUUAUAUGACUUUUAAGUUACAUUUACUCCCGAAUUGAUCACUUUACUUAAGCUCUUAAACAGCCCACAAAGUUGUUGUGCCCCGAUAUGUAUUAUUUCUUACUUAAAACUCUGAUAUUAUUCAGUUUUGUACAUAGAGCUAGGCGACUUAACUUACUUUUAGACACCAAAAAAAAUCGAAAACCUAUUAGAUCCUUUACCCAGUUUAAUACCCGGAAAGCUCUGUACUUUGCUCACAAAAAGAAAUACGAAAAUUACCCUUGUGUACAAAUUUACGAUACGAUAAAUACCCAAUUACCCAGCGCGCUUUUUGACCAUCUGUGUUCAGCAUUAGAGCGUUAGCAGUUGAAUGUAAAUUAGCUAAAUUAGUUUUAGUUUAGUUUAAGCCCCCUCCAUAAAUUUGAUCGGACCUAGUUUAGUUCUUUGGUAUAACUUAGUUGAGUAGCCCACACGAGCCAAGUGAAAACGGAAGUCAUAGCGCGUACGCUAGGAUUAGUUGAAAGUAUUUUCCAAAACAUAAAAAAACUAAAGACAAAAAAAAAAGAAAACGAUAAGGAAACCUGUAGAAAACAACCUCUCUAAGACAAAAACUCAAAAAACACAUACACGGAUACAUACUAAAGAUAACCUAGUUAAAUGAAAAAAAAACUCAUACGUAUUACUUAUCGAUUCACAUAUUGAUCUAUGUAUACACAUAUAGUUAAUGUUAUAUCUCUAAAUGCCCAAUGUUCGGACUGCAUCAGUUUUACCCUCGGUCGUAAUCGCGUGGAAAAUCCAAAAAGAAAACCACCUACCCACCAUUUUUCCCCAGUUUUGCUUGGGAUCUCACAUUGGAUUACGGCUUAAAGGGUUUACUGAUCAGUUUUCGGACAGUUGGCACAUAGUCCAGAUGGUCCAGCCAUGACUAUAGCGAUUAUUAUCGGAGAUUCCAAUUCCACCCCAAAAACACUAAGUCUAAGCCAAGUGUAUGUAGAUUGAUCUAUACACAUCAACGAAAUGAACCUAAAUUAAUCAAUUUAAUUCGUUUUGCUAGAAACAGAAAAAAGAAAGAGACAGCUAGAGAGAGGAAAAAAGAGAGAAAGAGCGAGAAAAAAUAAAAGAUUACAUGUAAACCAUUUAAAA
Molecule: messenger RNA, 3625 nt
Organism: Drosophila subpulchrella
Lineage: Eukaryota; Metazoa; Arthropoda; Insecta; Diptera; Drosophilidae
Product: modifier of mdg4
Exons: 5
Coding region: 375-1862 (495 amino acids)
Biological process (GO): regulation of transcription by RNA polymerase II
Cellular component (GO): nucleus
Molecular function (GO): protein binding
Source: RefSeq, a predicted model, not a curated record